UGCAGCAUCAUCAUCAUCAUCACCACCAUCAUCCGUGGCUCCCCGCAGAGGACAGUGGGUGCUUGCAGGACGCUGAGCCGGCGGAGGGAGGGGUCCUGGCCUGGGCACGGAUCCCAAAGAGGCCCCGGGGCCGCCGCUGGAUGGAGUCGGGUUGCGUUCAGACCGCAAUGGCUAUGGGUCUGACAUCGAAGAAGGCGUCUGCUCGCAGUGUCGGCGUGGAGAGAAAAAACCUCAUCACGGUCUGCAGAUUCUCUGUAAAGACUCUCCUAGAAAAGUACACAGCAGAGCCCAUAGAUGACUCAUCUGAGGAGUUUAUUAACUUCGCUGCCAUUUUAGAGCACAUCCUCAGCCACCGCUUCAAAGGUAACACAACAGGUUCAGGAAGCUGGUUCAGCUCAGACGGACAGCGCAGUUUCUGGGAAUAUAUCCGGCUGGCAUGCAGCAAGGUGCAGAAUAACUGCAUCGCCAGCAUAGAAAACAUAGAGAACAUCAGCACAUCACGAGCCAAGGGCCGGGCAUGGAUUCGAGUGGCGCUGAUGGAGAAACGUCUGUCUGAAUAUGUGUCCACUGCCCUGAGGGACACCAGAACGACCAGACGGUUUUAUGAUGAUGGAGCCAUUAUGCUGAGAGAGGAGGCCACAGUCCUGACCGGCAUGCUGAUCGGACUGAGCGCCAUUGAUUUCAGCUUUUGCUUGAAGGGGGAGACUCUGGAUGGGAAAUCCCCGGCUGUGAUUGACUACACACCCUACCUGAAGUUCACCCAGAGCUACGACUACCUGAGUGAUGAGGAUGACCGGCGCAGCGUGGACAGCAGUAACAGUGAGGAGAGCGUCCCUGAGCAUCCCUACAUCCCCCUGGUGACCGACGAGGAGAGCUGGAGCAACAAGUGUCGCAAGAUGGAGCAGAGGUUUAAGAUCGUCUACGCCCAGAAGGGUUACCUGGAGGAGCUGGUCCGCCUGCGUGAGUCACAGCUGAAGAACGUGGAGACGGAGAACAAGCGUCUGAGAGCCAAGGUGGAGGAGCUGACGGCCCAGAGUCAACAGGAGAAGAAGGAGCUGGAGGCCAUCGUGCUGGAGCUGCAAGCACAACUCUCUUCCCUCAUGCCAUGCGAUUCGUCUCAUCUGGCUAAAGAUCUUUCCAUCCCGCUUGUCAACCAGUGGUCGACCAUCACAAACAACCAAGGCGAUGUCAAGCUUUUCCGCAGGAGGAGUUUUCACAGUUUCGAGCAACUUUCUGCUGAAGUCAGUCUGAACUCAGACUCCCAGAAGACUGAUGGGAGACAGAACGGAGAUGCUGCUUGGACUUCAGGAGGGAAAGACAACACCCCUUCCAUGCUGGGUCUUUGUGGCUCUCUGGCUUCUUUACCGAGCUCCAAGUCCUUGGCUAGUCUCAAGUCCAGCGAGUGUUUGGUCAACAUCAGCACUGAACCCAGCCCUGCUCUCUCUCCCAGCUAGGAGCCCCAGACUAACAACAACUGAGAUUUAACCCCCCAGCCUGUCUGCCUGGUGAUGCUGCGUUGACCGUGUCCAAACCCUGAUCCCACCAACAUCAACAGAUCUGUGAAAAUACGGCGGGAAAGUCACGACUCCCAUCUCUGGAUUUUUGUACAUGUGAGAGUGAAGCCAUUACGAAGCUGGAAGGGUCCAUGCCUUCUCCUCACCUUACCCCCCCUGCUCGACUCUUCAAUCACACUCUCCCCACCUCCAUUUUGUACUAUCUGUGAAUCCCCUCGUUCCAAAAGAUCA
Messenger RNA from Scomber japonicus (chub mackerel), 1745 nucleotides. It is a transcript of the gene rundc3aa, whose product is annotated as RUN domain containing 3Aa. The coding region runs from base 141 to 1454 and encodes 437 amino acids. NCBI's taxonomy places the organism in Eukaryota, Metazoa, Chordata, Actinopteri, Scombriformes, Scombridae. Gene Ontology annotation, cellular component: cytosol. The record is from RefSeq and is a predicted model, not a curated record. The transcript has 11 exons.